This is a messenger RNA of Diorhabda carinulata, 2951 nucleotides long. Its product is annotated as immunoglobulin-binding protein 1-like. Gene Ontology annotation, cellular component: cytosol. Bases 16 to 1200 code for a protein of 394 amino acids. The record is from RefSeq and is a predicted model, not a curated record. The transcript has 5 exons. Gene Ontology annotation, molecular function: protein phosphatase 2A binding. Gene Ontology annotation, biological process: regulation of dephosphorylation; regulation of signal transduction. Lineage: Eukaryota; Metazoa; Arthropoda; Insecta; Coleoptera; Chrysomelidae.
GAUCGUAUUUGCUAUAUGGUACGCCCAAAAGAGUAUUUCAGGGGCCGUGAAUAUUUAGUGCAAUGCACCCUAGGUUAUGUUACUAGGCAGAAAGUGCAUUUUAUAUGUGAUAUGCAUGAAAAUAAUCUACAAUUUAAGGGCGGUAAUCCCGGAGCAGUUCAAUAUGGAAAUUUUAUUAAUUAUUACCAAUUCCAUUCCACAGAAGAACGUAUUAAUUUAUUACCAAAAAAUAUAUGGAAUCAGAUGAAUCCUUGUGUUGCAUUGGACGUUGGUUGUAAUGCUGGAACAAAAAUAAAGAAAACCAUGAAAACCUUUGAACAAGCAACUAGGCUUGUGUCUAUAUCCAGUAUAUUUAGCACAAAUGAAGGAAUUGAAGAAAUUAGCACCAAUGAUUUACAGUAUUUUCUGUUGCCAGCGUUUUUAGGAUCCCUUACUCUAAAAUUAACUUCAAAAGAAAGAAAAGAUAUAGUUGAUGUAGCUGAAAUUUACUUUAAAGAUUUUUUAAAAAGAUGUAAUGAUUAUGGAAUGGGCAGUAAUCAAUUCAAAGAUAAAAGUGAGGAGAAGGAGAAAAAAGAAAAAACAGAAUUUGAGAAAUUAGAAUAUUCUGUUAAUACUAGAGCAAAUAAAAUUCAGAGAUUUAAAGAACAAAAAGAACUAAAGUCCAAAUUAGAAGAUUUAAAGAAAAAUAUGGAAAACGAACAUGCCGAUGAAGAAAUAAAAAGAGAAUACUUUCUAACUAUGAUAAAACUGUUUAUGCAUGAAGCAAUAGACGAAUUAAACAGUAUUGAUAUGGAAAAACCGAUCUUAGAACACAUGGCUAAUAUGAAAAAUGAAGAAAAACCUCAACCCAAAAGACCCCCUCCUCCACUGAAGCCAAUUGUGAUAACAAAAGAUGACAUACAGAAAGCUGUUUUUGGAGCUGGUUAUCCAUCAUUGCCAAUAAUGACUGUGGAAGAAUUUUAUCACAAAAGAGUAGAGGACGGUAUUUUUCCUGAUCCAACUAAACCGAAGAAAGGUCCAACGACUUUACAACAAGCCGCCGCCGCUGGUUUAUCUUUAAAUCAAGAGGAGAAAGAAAAAGAAGAAACUGAAAAAUUAAUUGAAGAAGAUAGUGAUGAACAUAUCGCAAGAAUGAGGAGCAGAGAUGAAUUUAAAGAUGAACACAGAAGAGGUUGGGGUAACAGAAUGAAUCGAAGUUAAGAAAUGGUUAAUGAAGUAAAUACAUGUAUAUAUUUACUAAUAGUUUUUUCUAAAAUAUGUUUCAAAAUACAUACACAAUGGCUACAUUAAAAGUAUUUUACAAACUGAUGUACAACGUUAAUCAGUCGUUAUACAUGGUUUGAUGUCUUUACGAUAGUAUUUAUAAGGAUUUUUGAUGAACUGGUAUUUCAAAUGCCUAUCGAAAAUUGACGCUACAUUGAUUUAGAAACUUUAGUAAUUUACUGUUUCUGUAGAUUGGUAUAUUUUAUGUUAUAUUCACAACAACCAAUCUAAAAAGUUUUGUUCAGUAACUAAUAUCAAUUACUGUUUUGUUACUAGCACGGCUUUUAAUUUUUGCCAUUAAAAGUAUUACCCAAUAAAAGUUUCAAAAAAUAUUAUUAGAUAUCUAACAUAAAAUCCACUUGUAGUUUAUCUGAUACUUAAUUAUGUCUAAUUUGACUAUUAACACUGACUGAAAUAAAAAAAAUCAUAUAAUGCAACUAUUUUUCUCGAAUAUUUGUUGAUCAAUAUAAAACACUUUCAAGCACCUUUUCCAAUCCUCUAAAGUUAUUCUGAUACAUGCUUUUUGGUAUGAUAUUGAUCUUCACCCUUUCGAUCCUGAUGAUACAUUUUUAUUGGAAUGAUUGAGCUUUAAUGACAUGACCAUAUUCAUUUAGGUAAUUUCAAUGAUCCCCAAAGUCUAUUAAUAAUUCCUAGUUGGAAUUAAAUCCAUGUUUUUAGAAGAUUUUUGUAUAUAAAACAAAUUUCAACGUUUCAAACUAAACAUUUGGCAUUCAAAUGAUUUUGUAAGAAAAUGUUUAUGUUCACCAUUUCCCAAGUGGGUAUCUUUCAACUUUCUAUCUAUGCAAGAUAAAACCCAUUUAACAAGUCUAUGAAACCGUUUGGGUGCUACAGCUUUUGGUCAUUGAAAAGACCUACAAAAUUUUUUUCAUUGCUUCAAGGUUUCAAUGUUGAGUUGCUGGUAUGUGGACAUAAUUUGAUUGAAGCUUGUUUCCUGAUAUCAGAAAGAAAUUGAAAAUUGAAUGUGUGCCCAGUUCCUGAAAUUGGAAACAAUUUAAUUGUUAUUUUUUGAAUGUGCUAUUCCUAUAAAAUAAUAUUGUAUAAUAGGUGAAUUCUGACCAUUAUGAAAAAUAUUGGAAUUUUGCAAGUUUAAGGAUUGAGUUGUGAUUUUUUUUUGUUUGUAUUUUUUUAUAACUAUUUAUUAAAAUGUCUAACUUUUGAUAGUUGGUUUACAUUUCAAAAUAUCCUAUUCCAUUGGGAGGACUGGACAUUUUAACUAAUUUCUAUUUAUACGGAGUGACCAGAAAUAUAAUGUACUGAAUUUAAAAAAUGUUGAUUGUAGUAGAGUAGAUCUCCAAACUACUUAUUUUUCUGAAAAUAUAGAAAUAUAACUUUUUAAAAAAUAUUUUAUCUACAAAAAAACUUUCAAACAACUUAACAAAUCAAUAGUAUAUUAAACGAAUAAUAAAAUGAAUAAAUUCCAAUUUAUUUCAAUGAACUUAUAUUUGUUAGACCCGUGUUUUGGAAUCUAGAAAUUCAUCUCAAGUAUUUAGCUUUACAAGUUUCCAAAAUAUUGUAAUAUUUACAAAGUAAAAUUUAAAACGGAAUCAUUGUUUUACCCUAAUUAUAUAUAGAAAACUUUUUUUGUCCUGGUUAUUACUACAUGCAAUCAGUAUGUAUAGUCAAAUAUAAAUAUUUAUUUUCAUCAUCAUAAUAUCAAUACGUUAGAU